UGUUCAGUUGAAAUUCGCGCGCCACUAUGAGAAGUCGAAAAACUUUAACGGUAUUCUGCUGAAAGGUGUACUAUCCUAACUAUAUUUCUAUACUGUUAAUUUAUGGCUUUUUAAUAUUUGUGUGUUCCACAAGUGAAAGGAAAAUAGAGGAAGUGAAGUGAAUGAAAAGAGUUAACCAUGGAGAUGAAAAUAUCUGUUAUGUUAAAGUUCUUGUUUAUAUGUUUGUCGUUCCCCUUGGUGCAGAUUUUGACGGUUGUUAGCGCUCGAGAUGCACCGCCGAUACAUAUCCCCGGUCAGGGAAUGGUUAUGGGGACGUACUUAAAAAUGUAUCGAACUCAGAAUAUCAAAGCGUAUUUGGGAAUUCAAUAUGCUUUCGCGCCGCGGUUUGCACCUCCGGUCGUUGAUGGAUUGGAGUGGAAAGGCGUCAAGAAUGCCACCACUUUUCCACCGGAUUGCUGGCAGAAUCCCAAGCGACCCAUAAAACGCCACAGUGAAAUCUUUCAGAACCUCAUUAAGGCAUCACAUUCGAUGGAGGAGACCAAAGGAUACGAUGAAGAAUGCCUGUUUGUGAAUAUCUUUAUACCUGAUGGUCUUCCACCAAUGCAAGGAUAUGCUGUCAUUGCUUGGCUUCAUUCUGGUGAUUUUUCCUACGGCAGUGCCACCGACCUUGAUCCAUUCCAGAUGGUAUUCAAACAAAAAGUCAUAGUAGUCACAAUAGCUUAUCGAUUAAAUAUUUUUGGAUUUCUUACCACGCAAGAUGGAGAGGCACCUGGAAAUUUUGGCCUAAUGGAUCAGGCAGCCGCCCUCUAUUGGAUUCGUCAAAAUAUCAAACUCUUUGGCGGGAAUGAAAAUGAAAUAACAUUAAUGGGUCAUGCGGCAGGUUCAAUCAGUGUGGGUUUACAUUUGACGUCUGGGGAAUGGUCGCAGGGAGUAUUCAAUAAAGCCAUAAUGAUGUCUGGCAGCCCGUUAGCUGAUUCCGAAAUUCGAUUGCCAGCUGAUUAUAGUGUAGCUCUGGAUUCGGUGGCAAAUACCUUUGGUUGUUUUCGUCGACCAACUUCGAAGCUAAUGGAAUGUUUGCGACGAAUUGAUGCAAAGAUUUUAUCAGAAAAUCUGCCAUUUAUUGAAUGGGGCCCAAUCGUUGAUGAGGGUCUAAGUAACACUUCGGUGCCGUUUGUGCCGGACUUCCCAAAAACUCUCAUUGCAAAGGGUAUGGUUCGAAAGGUGCCACUCCUCACGGGGUACACCGACAUGGAGGAAGUACUUGAUUUGGUUGUAGGUGAAAUGAUGGACACCUCGAUUACCAACGAAGUCUAUGAAACAAUGCUCAAUGACAUUAUUUUGACAGAUCUGAGUCAGUUUGAUGACAACGACACCUGGUGUGGGAAUGUGCAAAUUGUGUUGGAUGCCGUCAAGUAUGUGUACAAGCCGUACCCGCCAAUGAAAAAUGGCGCAAAGCUCAGAAAGCUUUUUGUGAAUUUCCAUACCGACAGGAAAUACAUUGCCCCAACCAUGCUUCUAGCCAAUAUGCUAAGCGAGAACAAUCAAACCUAUGUGUAUAGAUUCGAUCUAAAGCCUCGAACUGUCAUGGCCAAUAAAGACAUCUCCGAUUGGGUGGGUGUACCACAGAAUUUCGAUCUUAUCUUCGUCUGGGGUAUUCCAUAUUGGACGAAUCCCGAUAUGAUAAAUCAAUGGGACAGCACGGAUAAGAGGAUCUCCGACAUCGUGAUGACAUUGUGGGCAAACUUUGCUAAGAGUUCCAAUCCCACAGCAACUGGGGUCUACAUCAAAUGGGACUGGUUCACAGAUGAGGAACAAAAGAUUCUAGUUAUUGAUAGGGCUUUCAACAUGACCGAUGAUAUGAACUUGCAGGCGAUAAAAUUUUGGAAUGACUACUACCCCAAAGUUGUUUACCAUGCUAUAAAUUGCUGCAACGCAACUGAUACUGGGACAAGUCUUUUGCAGCUCCACACCUCUGGACUAUUUUCAAGAUCUCUGCUAUGGCUGAAUUUGUUGACUUUAUGGGUGAAUGCUUAUUGUGUGAUGGGAACGUAGUUUGUAACGAUAACGAGACUCUGAAUAAUGUUUAGGCGGCCAUAGUUAAAUUUUUUGUUUAGAAUUCCUAAAAAAAGGAGGAAUCAUAUAGUUUACAUAUAAAUAUAAUGAACUAGUGAAAAUCUAUUGUAAAAAAGAAGACAAAAAUAUGAAGUUUCAAAGGUUUCAAAUAAAGGAAAGGAAGUUUAGGAUGGAUUUGUAAAUAUAUAUGUAUUCGACUACUAAAAGUAACUUCCUUUCCAUUUAUAUACAAUUUAAUCUAACUAUAAGCUAUUAACAUAAUUAAUAAUAUGUAUAUGCCUUAAGAUUGGUCUGUACGCAAGAAGUGAUUCCAAAACAAAUAUUACUCGCUUCGCCACACUCAUCACAAAAACGAGGAAAAUAAAUAUAAAACAAAAAUAUUUAAAAUCAGUGUUUUAAUUUGAUUUAAGCCUAACUGGGACAAAAA
Eupeodes corollae is the source of this 2500-nucleotide messenger RNA. RefSeq names its product acetylcholinesterase. Gene Ontology annotation, molecular function: signaling receptor activity; neurexin family protein binding. The transcript has 2 exons. The record is from RefSeq and is a predicted model, not a curated record. The coding region runs from base 178 to 2052 and encodes 624 amino acids. Gene Ontology annotation, biological process: chemical synaptic transmission; postsynaptic membrane assembly; synaptic vesicle endocytosis. Gene Ontology annotation, cellular component: postsynaptic membrane; synapse; cell surface. Lineage: Eukaryota; Metazoa; Arthropoda; Insecta; Diptera; Syrphidae.